AUGUUCACACCAUUGAAAGCCUCCUGUGGUGCAUUCAUGCUCCAUGAAGCCACAGACAACUACCUAUUUAGCAACGGCCGGAUUCUCGGAGCGUCAUCGAUCCUCUUUGGAGGCAUCCAGCAGCUCCUGACCGACCCCAUCAACGCUAUCAAAACCUCGGGAUCGGUCCACGUGCUCUUCGGCAUGCUCCUAUCUGGAGUGUCUACCUACCUCUUUACACCCAUCUUCCUGCCCAACUACUCCGCCCACGUGCCCUGGGCUCCGUUUGGAACUUACACUAACCUGAUUGCCGGACUGCUGGUAGGUUUUGGAACCAAACUUGGAUCCGGAUGCACCUCGGGUCACAUGCUGUGCGGUCUCUCUCGAGGCUCUGAGCGAUCCUUUGUCGCCACUGCCACCUUCUCUGCCGUUGCCAUGAUCACCGCCCGUGUCGUGGGCUCCCUUCCUUCCUGCUACGAUGCCACUGGCCAACAAGUAGCCUGCCACCAUAUUGCCGAAAACUACAGCGCCGAGCUCCCCUACCUGGCUGGUCUUCUGGGCGUCAUUCUGUUGCUUAGAAACCUCAUCCCCAAACUCAACUUGUCUCUCCAGACACGAUCCACCCUCUCGGCCAUCUUCUCCGGCUUUGCUUUCGGCACCGGCUUGCUCGUUUCUGGUCUGGCUGCUCCCUCAAAGACGCUCGGCUUCCUCGCAGGUCUCCCUCCCAAGUUCGAUCCUUCUCUGGCCCUCGUGAUGCUCUUUGGUGUUCUUCCCAACGCCAUCUCCGCCUGGAAGUCCGGCUACUUCACCAAGGUCAAGCCUUUGCUGACCGGAGACUUCUCGCUACCCACCGCCAAGGACGUGACUCCUCGUCUUGUCAUCGGAGCUGCCAUUUUCGGUGUCGGAUGGGGUAUGGCAGGUAUCUGUCCUGGCCCCGGUAUCCUUGGAUCUUUCCUUGACGGUCUGCGAGGACUCUCAUGGCUCGUCGGCUUCCUUCCUGCCUACUAUAUUGCCAGUCAGAUUUAA
Yarrowia lipolytica CLIB122 is the source of this 1005-nucleotide messenger RNA. RefSeq lists its product as uncharacterized. NCBI's taxonomy places the organism in Eukaryota, Fungi, Ascomycota, Dipodascomycetes, Dipodascales. Gene Ontology annotation, cellular component: plasma membrane. The record is from RefSeq and is a predicted model, not a curated record.